AUCCAUCUUCAUUAUUCCCUUUCCAACGCUCCUUUACCUUCUCUUUUUUCUUAUUUCAGGAUAAACUCUUUCUCAUUCUUUUUAUUUUCUUGGAUUUUCUAUUUUGUUGCUCAGAAAAAAAUCUGUAAGGGUCUUGAUACUUUUGUUCUGGUGCUGGACUGUUUCGUCAGGAAAAAAAACAUUUCACUUCAAGCUCGGCCUGUUCGCUUUUUUUUUUUAUUUUAUUGUUUCUCACUUUUCUCUGGAACCAAACAGUUCAAAGGUUUGUUGCCCUUCAAUUCAUUGAAAAGUGUUUUUUAAGAUUUUAUCAGUGAGACACGAUGGGAAAUUCUUCUUCGAUGCUUACUCAAUAUGAUAUCGAAGAAGUUCAAAAUCACUGCCAUAAAUUAUUCUCCCAGCAGGAAAUUGUUUCAUUGUACCAAAGGUUUUUUCAGUUAGAUCGAAAUGCGAAGGGAUUUAUAUCAGCUGAUGAGUUAUUAUCAGUUCCGGAGUUUGCAAUGAAUCCGCUCUCUCAGAGGCUGCUUAAGAUGGUGGAUCGUUUGAACUUUAAGGACUUUGUUGCCUUCUUGUCAGCAUUCAGUGCUAAAGCAAGUGUACAGCAGAAAAUAAAACUUAUCUUCAAAGUGUAUGAUUCUGAUGGCAAUGGAAAGGUGUCUUUCCAUGACAUUCUAGAAGUGUUCUGUGAUUUGUCCGGUUCGUUUAUUUCUGAUAACCAAAGAGAGCAAGUCUUGACCCAACUUUUGAAGGAAGCAGGUUACUCAAAGGACUCUUACCUAACAUUGGAUGACUUCAUUAAGGUUUUGGGGAGCUCUGGACUGAAAAUGGAGGUUGAAGUUCCAGUUGACUAAGGCAUACAUAAUACACAUGUACUAUUGGCUUUUCAAAUUUCCAUAAAGAAAACCAACCUUGUAUAGAAAUAAGCUUCAGGUUUUCCCAUUUA
Hibiscus syriacus is the source of this 940-nucleotide messenger RNA. Its product is annotated as calcineurin subunit B-like. The transcript is spliced from 7 exons. The record is from RefSeq and is a predicted model, not a curated record. Gene Ontology annotation, molecular function: calcium ion binding. NCBI's taxonomy places the organism in Eukaryota, Viridiplantae, Streptophyta, Magnoliopsida, Malvales, Malvaceae. The coding region runs from base 321 to 848 and encodes 175 amino acids.